GCAAUGAAUAUUUUGCAUCAUUAAUGUAAUCUGAAUAGAUAUAGUUCGAUAUCUGGUGAAGACCAAAGAGGCAGAGACAGAGAAGACCACGGGGAGCGCGCAUCCGUGUGCGAGCGCCGCUGUCAGAACCAAGGACAGCCACACACUGACUAUCGCAGCGGAGCGGAGACGCCGCUCAGUGCAACGUCCGGCUCCGCCGAGGUGGGAUCCAGCGGACGAAGCAAAAGGAGAAGACUGUUCUGUUAAGUGAAAAACAACGUACGUGCAUCCGUGACUGCAUCCUGGAGGGAUGGUCAGACAAUAGGAGUAGGAUCUACAUCUAAUGAAUGAAAUCGGGAGGGCAGCCAUGCAAUGAACAUCGGGAUGUGAGAAGGAGAAACAUAAAGAGCGCUGGUAUGCUCAUAUGUGGUCGACUGUCGGGUGCAUUCCUCCACUGUGCAUACAGAUCUAAAAGCAAGCAAAACGGGAUCGGAAAUAACGACGUGGAUCGGGUAAACCGUAUUGCCCAGCAGACGAGCGCAAAAACAGCAGCAGCGAGCCCGGGACACGGCUGGAUCGAGAUGCGUCUGAUGCUGAUGGCCGUUUUCCUCUCGUGCUCCAUUGCACGGGUCGCAUGCGAACCAAAAAUGGUGAAUAUCGGGGCUGUGCUCAGCCAGAAGAGGUACGAGCAAGUGUUCAAGGACGCGGUCACUCAAGCAAACCAACUAUACGGGAGAGACAAAUUCAAACUGAACGCCAUUUCUGUCACCCACAAGCCCAAUGCAAUUCAGAUGGCACUCUCUGUCUGCGAGGACCUCAUCUCAAACCAGGUGUACGCCAUCCUAGUCAGCCACCCUCCGCAGUCCAGCGACCACCUGACCCCCACCCCUGUCUCAUACACCGCAGGUUUCUACCGCAUUCCUGUGGUAGGGCUGACGACACGGAUGUCCAUCUACUCCGACAAGAGCAUCCACCUGUCUUUCCUACGGACGGUCCCGCCCUACUCACACCAGGCGCAUGUGUGGUUCGACAUGAUGCGCGAGUUCCGCUGGAAUCACAUCAUCCUGAUCGUCAGCGACGACCACGAGGGCCGCGCCGCCCAGAAGAGGCUGGAGACGUUGCUGGAGGAGAGGGAAACCAAGAAUAAAAAAAGGAACUAUGAAAACCUCGACCAACUGUCCUAUGACAACAAGCGAGGACCCAAGGCAGAAAAAGUUCUGCAGUUCAACCAGGAGACAAACUUAACGGCGCUUUUGGUGGAAGCCAGGGAGCUGGAGGCUCGCGUCAUCAUUCUCUCUGCCAGCGAAGAGGACGCCGCAGCGGUAUACAAGUCCGCUCGUUACCUCAACAUGACGGGAUCCGGUUACGUGUGGCUGGUCGGCGAGAGGGAAAUGUCUGGUAAAGCCCUGAGUGAGGCACCUGAUGGACUGAUCGGCCUUCAGCUCAUCAACGGCAAGAAUGAGUCAGCGCACAUCAACGACGCCGUAGCAGUGGUGGCGCGCUCCAUCCAGGAGCUCUUCGAGAAGGAGAACAUCACAGAACCUCCACGUGGGUGCGUGGGAAACACCAACAUCUGGAAGACGGGGCCCCUCUUUAAACGAGUUCUGAUGUCGUCUAAGUAUCCGGAGGGCCUGACAGGACGCGUGGAGUUCAAUGACGACGGGGACCGAAAGUUUGCUCACUACAGCAUUCUCAACUACCAGAAGAGUCGACUGAUUCAAGUGGGCGUCUACAAUGGCACGCAGGUUGUGUUAAACAAUCAGAGGAAGAUCAUCUGGCCUGGAGGAGAAACAGAGAAACCAAGAGGCUUCCAGAUGUCUACAAGGCUUAAGAUAGUCACUAUUCAUCAGGAGCCCUUUGUUUACGUGAAGCCCACACUUCUGGAUGGGACAUGCAAGGAAGAGUUCACACCAAAUGGAGUCUUAAUUAAAAAGGUGAUCUGCACGGGGCCCAAUGAGACCAUCCCAGGUAACAAAACAGGUCGCCCAAUCGUGCCCCAGUGCUGCUACGGCUUCUGCAUCGACCUACUGAUCAAGCUAGCGAUGACCAUGAAUUUUACCUAUGAGGUGCAUCUGGUGGCAGACGGGAAGUUCGGGACACAGGAGCGGGUCAACAACAGCAACAAGAAAGAGUGGAACGGCAUGAUGGGAGAGCUUCUGGGUGGCCUGGCAGAUAUGAUUGUGGCCCCGCUCACGAUCAACAAUGAACGAGCCCAGUACAUCGAGUUCUCGAAACCCUUCAAGUAUCAAGGGCUCACAAUCCUCGUGAAGAAGGAAAUCCCCCGCAGCACUCUGGACUCGUUCAUGCAGCCGUUCCAGAGCACACUGUGGCUUCUGGUGGGCCUUUCGGUGCAUGUGGUGGCGGUGAUGCUUUACCUACUAGACCGGUUCAGCCCGUUUGGAAGGUUCAAAGUCAACAGUGAAGAAGAAGAAGAAGAUGCCCUCACCUUAUCUUCAGCUAUGUGGUUCUCCUGGGGAGUGUUGCUGAACUCCGGCAUCGGGGAAGGUGCUCCCCGUAGCUUCUCAGCGAGAAUCCUGGGCAUGGUGUGGGCCGGAUUCGCCAUGAUCAUCGUGGCAUCCUAUACUGCCAACCUGGCUGCCUUCCUGGUGCUGGACCGGCCUGAGGAGCGCAUCACCGGCAUCAAUGACCCACGGCUGCGGAACCCAUCAGACAAGUUCAUCUACGCCACAGUUAAGCAGAGCUCGGUGGACAUCUACUUCAGGAGACAGGUGGAGCUGAGCACCAUGUACCGGCACAUGGAGAAGCACAACUACGAGAGUGCGGCCGAGGCCAUCCAAGCUGUACGUGACAACAAACUGCAUGCUUUCAUCUGGGACUCUGCGGUGUUGGAGUUUGAAGCCUCGCAGAAGUGUGACCUGGUGACCACGGGAGAGCUGUUUUUCCGGUCGGGCUUUGGCAUAGGAAUGCGCAAGGACAGCCCGUGGAAGCAGAAUGUGUCCCUGGCCAUCCUCAGCUCCCAUGAAAACGGCUUCAUGGAGGACCUGGAUAAAACCUGGGUAAGGUACCAGGAGUGUGACUCCCGAAGCAAUGCCCCAGCAACGCUUACCUUCGAGAACAUGGCAGGUGUCUUCAUGCUGGUGGCUGGGGGAAUAGCGGCAGGCAUCUUCCUCAUCUUCAUUGAGAUCGCCUACAAGCGGCACAAGGACGCCCGCAGGAAGCAGAUGCAGCUAGCCUUUGCGGCCGUCAACGUCUGGAGGAAGAAUCUGCAGGACAGUAAGGAGGCACCGGGAAGUCAAGUUGUGGGGCCGUCCGGGACUCCGUCAUUACCAUCUUCCUCUCUAGAGACUCAGGAUGAUAGGAAAAGUGGUAGAGCAGAGCCCGAGCCCAAAAAGAAAGCCUCUUUUAGGUCCAUCAGUACCUCCCUGGCCUCCAGCAUCAAGAGACGUAGGUCCUCCAAAGACACGCAGUACCCGCCCACAGACAUCACGGGCCAGCUGAACCUAUCGGACCCGUCUGUCAGCACCGUGGUCUGAGAGUUAAAGAGAGAGCAAGACGGACAGAAAGAACCUGGACUCGAGAGAGAGGGUGAUGGGGCCUGCGGACGGAAUCCUGAUUCUGAGCCAAAGCCACCAUCCCAGGGCCCCGGACCACCUGAAGUCAACAACAGCUCCCCCCCCCUUCUUGGACACUCAUGUCACCAAACAAUAGGUGGCGCCAGAGGCAAGCCCCCCCAUCCCUGGACAUUGCACUGAAACUUUGCGCAUCCUGCCUCACUGGACCUGCCUGUCCAUCUUUGUCCCCAAACUGACUCCUGGAGCUGGGGGAAAACACGCCCCCCCCCCCCCCCACUUCUCCUCCCACCAUUACAAAAAAGUAGGAUUCAUUACAAAACCAAACAUCGCUGAGAAUAUACAGUUCAAAUUAUUUAUUCACUCAUACUGCAGAACUAUUGUUUACAUAUUAGUAUAUUUUAUCGAGUACUUUUUAGGUAAGGUAUACCAUGUUACUAUGUCCUUUUUAACUAUACAUAUUUAAACAUUUUAUAUAUGCAUUUGCUAAGCCGGGUACGCUUUAGUAUUGAGAAUAUAAGUAUGUAUCCUAUCAAACCGUGACAGUGAAUGUAGUAGCACGAAAAAUCGCCUGGACGGUCACACAAUCAUAUACCACAGUCAGACUAUGGCAUGAUCCUCACCUAGAGCAGCAGAGCUGUGACUGAUAAGGCUUCCUGCACCUGUUACUUAGUGAUCUUUGCGGAGUAAUAACCUGUUUAUAUUUCGACACUCUUUUCCUUCUCGUUUCUUGGCUACAAGCCAAUAUAUAUAUAUAUAUAUUAUUUUUUAAAUGCUGUUCUCCUGAUGCAACACGGUUGUCUUUUUCUGUUUCUUUGUUUUCGACAUGGCCUCCUCCUUUGAGGGGCAUCAUGCACAGACAGGUUGUGCCCCUCCCCCCUUACUACAAAAGGAUGGGGGGCUGUUCUUUGACCUUUAGUCCCCAGUGUUUGUUUCGAUAAUGCGGUAACUGUGGUUUGGAAAUGGGAAGCUGUACAGUGAAGUCGCUCUGGCUCUUGUGUGGGAUCCUCUCUCUCUCUCUCUCUCUCUGUCACCUUCAGCUUCAUUCUUUCUCAGCUUCGGAAAUACUGGUGCAUCAGAUGGUCGCGUUUUGUCUCCAACUGGCACUUGGUCUUUCGUGCAAAACUCCCUGGUUUUUGAUAACCGCACCCCCAACCCCCAAGCCCCUUUGCUAACCCACGGUCGGACUUUUGCACGUCUGACAGCAGGUGGACUUUGAUACUAGGUUUAAAAUGCUGCCCUUUUGGCCCGCAAACCCGGUUAGAUGCAAAACAGGCCAUUUCCUAAACUCUGGAGUUGAGAAACUGUAAUACUGCUGUGUGUGGAGUGGGUAGUUGACACUCUGUGCUGUAAAUGACCCCCCCAGACGAUGACUCAUGGCACAGCACUUUACUGUGGGGGUAUUAACUACUUAUCGUGACUCCUAUUUCGAUAAAGGACUAUAUACAUAUGUAGAGACAUUGUGAAAUUAGACCUUAGUUCGUUUUAUACACAUCGCUAGUGGUCAGAUUUGUUUUACUGUGAAGAGAAGACAGUACCGUGUAUCUUAAGGGAGGCUGGAAAAUGUUAGUUUUUUCAUUUUGUUUUGUUUUGUGUUGUUUUUUUUGGUCAGGAGGCCAAAAGCGAAAUAUAUUUGCUUUCACUUUAUCAAUUAAUUAAUUAAUUAAUUAGAUGAAUAAUAAUUAUGUAAAGACAGACCUUAAGGAAAACAUUUCCUUUGUCCGAGAUCUCUUAUGUAUAUGCAUGAUUAUUUAUUUAUCAUUAUUGAUUAAUGCUUCACGUACGUCGGCUGAUGUUGCACUGUAUAGAUUUAUUUGCACAUCUGUAAUUCUCCCUCGGGUGUGUGUGUGUGUGUGUGUGUUUAUAAUGCAGAGUUACGCCGGUGCGUACCGCACGCGGCAUCUUCCACUAAAAGGGACGUUAGCUUCUCCGCUAUCGCGCUCUUACCUUCCUCUUCUCCGCGGACGCUAAGCUAUGCAUCCCGGCUCGGCACCUGACAUCCAAGAAAGGGGAAAGCAUGUAUUUAUUUAUGUAUUUAUUUAUUUCAGGGUCACCAAUAUCAAUCUGUUAUUUCGGUAUGCUACUGGAAUAUGCCAUGUACUUAAAACCUUUGUACAUAAAUGUGAAUGUAAAUAAGGUGUAUUUAUAUGUGCCAAUUAAAAGGGAGCUCAUACACUAA
Messenger RNA from Brienomyrus brachyistius, 5688 nucleotides. RefSeq names its product glutamate receptor ionotropic, NMDA 1. Gene Ontology annotation, biological process: regulation of membrane potential; ionotropic glutamate receptor signaling pathway; chemical synaptic transmission. The coding region runs from base 327 to 3473 and encodes 1048 amino acids. The record is from RefSeq and is a predicted model, not a curated record. Gene Ontology annotation, molecular function: NMDA glutamate receptor activity. Gene Ontology annotation, cellular component: neuron projection; NMDA selective glutamate receptor complex; synapse. Lineage: Eukaryota; Metazoa; Chordata; Actinopteri; Osteoglossiformes; Mormyridae. The transcript is spliced from 23 exons.